Molecule: messenger RNA, 918 nt
Organism: Trichosporon asahii var. asahii CBS 2479
Lineage: Eukaryota; Fungi; Basidiomycota; Tremellomycetes; Trichosporonales; Trichosporonaceae
Product: enzyme regulator
Exons: 6
Coding region: 1-918 (305 amino acids)
Biological process (GO): nuclear-transcribed mRNA catabolic process; NAD-cap decapping
Cellular component (GO): cytosol; nucleus
Molecular function (GO): mRNA 5'-diphosphatase activity
Source: RefSeq, a predicted model, not a curated record
AUGUCGGUCGAGCACCUCUCCCUGCCUCCGGGCCAUCUUCCCCCACCACCAGCCUACGCCCGCCCAAAGCUGCUGGGGACGUACUCCCACCUCCCCGACCGGCGGAUCGUCCCCGGCGACGCGAGCAUGGCGUAUUACCGCCCCGCACCCCUCGGUGCGGAUCUGACCUACGGCGCCAAAGAGCGGAUAGACCGCGACGAGAGCGUGGAGGAACACCUCGAUGGGCUGGUGGAAAGUUUCCGGAGGAUUGGGAGGGAGAGGCCCGGCGGCGUGGUGACUUGGCGCGGGAUGCUGACGAGGUUCAUGACGGCUCCCUUUGAGACGGAGGGAUGGGCGAUGGACGCGGUUGCGCUGAAUGGGAGCGUGUAUCUGGAGCUUUACGAUCCGCCGGAGGAACGAGCUAAGAGAAAGCCUGGGCUUUGCCGAGCUACAUGGGCUAUGCCUACGAGGCAUACUCGACGUAUCCUGAGGGCGACGAGGCGGUGGACGGGCCCGAGGGCUGGUCGGGAACAGUCAACACGAAUGUGCAGUGGUGCAACUGACAGCAGCAUUGUCGAGUCGUCCAUCGGUGAGAUUCCCGUCACGAUCGGCGGAGAAGUGGACUGUGUGGACGGAACACCGAACCCAGGUCUGAGCAAAUGCGUCGAGCUCAAGACGAACAAGGUCAUCAACGACGAGCGGGGGGAUAACAUCUUCCACAAAAAGCUGCUGAAGCACUGGGCGCAGAGCUUCCUCCUCGGUAUUCCCGACCGACGCGGGCAUCCUGUCCUCGCAGCGCAGCUUCCAAACUCUGCGUAUUCCGGGUAUAGUCGCGGGACAGAAGCGGGGUUGGCGUCCCGAACCUGCGCUGCACUUCUUGUACGCUGCGCUCGAGAUGGUGACGCGGAACACACUGCCGAGCGACCCGCACCCGCCUGA